Molecule: messenger RNA, 1028 nt
Organism: Rubroshorea leprosula
Lineage: Eukaryota; Viridiplantae; Streptophyta; Magnoliopsida; Malvales; Dipterocarpaceae
Source: the annotation of a GenBank genome assembly
GGAAGAGUUUGCAUCUUUGAGAUGUGUGGUCAUUUUGUUCUUCCAUUGUUUUUCAAGAAUAACAAGGAAAAAAAGAUAAGAAAAUGGGUUCAUAAAUAAUUUCUGUUGCUUUCACAUUUUCUUGGUAACCAAUGGAAAUGUUACUUGUUUGUUGGCAUCCCUCAGUAGUGAUUGCCUUGCUGGGUGGCUUUCUUGACACAAAGCAGAAGCAUAAUGCAGUACUUGAGAAUUUGUUCCGUUUUUACUUGGUGGUAAAGAAUAUAUGCUUCUGGUGUCCACUUGUGGAUUUAUGUAUAGCUGUCAAGUCCUGAACCAGUGUUUCAAUAUGCCUUUUGAUUUUAGUAAUCUAAAUUAUGUCUUGUAGCUUGCCAACCUCUUUCUACUCAAUGAUAAAUUACUUAUCUUAGGCUUUUCAGUUCUCAUUGUGCGAUGAAUCUCUCUCACUAAAGGUGGGGUUGGGAUGAGUUGGGAGAUAAGUGGUGAGAGCCGAGAGGUGGUGGUGGGGGUAGGAAUCCUUUUCUUUCUUAUCUCUGUUUAACUACGUGUAUCUUCUUUUCUUGCUACUUUCUGAUAUGAAAUUGAUUCAAAACAAGCCGUUCUGGUCUACAUAUUUCAGGCGUGGAUUGAAGUUUUGAGUACAAUAUCAUAUACUCGUCCUAAGACGAAUGACAUGUUUCACUUUUUUAUGUCCAAGGCCAUGAACUUUUAAUUUAGUGGAAAAUUUUGAAAUUCUGAUGUCAAAAAUGCAGAGUCAAAAGGUUGUAAUAUUCCAAAUCUUCUUAAACCAAGUCAAUUCAGUGGAAUCCCAUAAUUAGGGACUGAGGGAGUAGCAGCCUACAUGUAAUGGGUUUACUUUCUGCUACAUGCUUGAUGAUUUACCAAAGUGACAGAGACAUCUUGGGUCAGGCUUAACUGUUGCUGCCAUGCAGAAGGAUUUUCUCACGUAUGCUGAGAGGCAAGAAUGAGAGUUGACUAUUUAUGUAGGUACUCCUGUUAGGGCUGUCAACAAAUCAAAUAUUUAGGUAUUC